Messenger RNA from Xenopus tropicalis (tropical clawed frog), 5161 nucleotides. RefSeq names its product ATP binding cassette subfamily C member 3 (gene abcc3). The record is from RefSeq and is marked provisional. Gene Ontology annotation, cellular component: membrane; plasma membrane. Gene Ontology annotation, biological process: transmembrane transport; xenobiotic transport. Gene Ontology annotation, molecular function: nucleotide binding; transmembrane transporter activity; ATP binding. NCBI's taxonomy places the organism in Eukaryota, Metazoa, Chordata, Amphibia, Anura, Pipidae.
CCAGCCUCUCCCCCCGGUCAUGUUUCUGUGCCUUUAACUGAUGACAUUGGGACUCGCCCCGCAGCACCCUGCUUUUGUAGUAGUCACAAUGACCUGCGAAAUCCACCCACUACCUUAAAGAGCGCCGGAACAGAACCGACUCCCGGCACACUUCCAUCAGUACUGGGAGGCAGGGAGGCACCGGCUGCACGUUGCACGAUUUAGCACUGACUUCAUGUGUAUACAGACGGGACCGGUCUGGGCAAACCUAUAUCUACGUUCCACCUGGAGGCAUGGAGACGUUCUGUGGGUCUGGAGAUCUGGGGUCCCAGUUCUGGGAUUCCAACCUCACGUUAUAUACUGAUAAUCCGGACGUAACGCCAUGUUUUCAAAAUACGGUGCUGGCAUGGAUCCCCUGCGUGUACCUGUGGGUGGCGCUGCCCUUUUAUCUCCUGUAUCUGAAGUACAACCGGAGAGGCUACAUUGUGCUCUCCAUGCUGAGCAAGGCCAAGACGGUGUUCGGAGUGCUGCUAUGGUGCGUAUGCUGGGCCGACCUCUUCUACUCCUUCCAUGGACUCGUCCAGAACCAGAGCCCGCCCCCUGUCUACUUUGUGACGCCAUUGAUACUCGGAAUCACCAUGAUCACAGCUACGGUGCUCGCUCAGUAUGAAAGGCUCAGGGGAGUCCAGUCGUCGGGGGUGCUAAUAAUAUUUUGGUUCCUGGCAACGGUGUGCGCCAUCAUCCCCUUCCGCUCCAAAGUUAUGGCCUCAGCAAGGCAGGGCCAAGUUACUGAUAAAUUCCGCUUCACAACAUUUUUCCUUUACUUUUCUCUGCUGGUAAUAGAACUCCUUCUGUCCUGUUUCAAAGAAGCGCGACCGUUCUUCUCCCCCGUCAGAGAUGAAAUAAAUCCGUGCCCAGAAUCCGAUGCCGGUUUCCUUUCGAGAUUAACAUUUUGGUGGUUUACAAAAAUGGCUAUUUUAGGUUACAAAAGGCCACUGGAAGAUAAAGAUCUCUGGUCCCUGAAUGAAGAUGAUACAUCGAAUGUGGUGGUGACAAAUCUCAUAAAGGAGUGGGAGAAGGAGAAAAGCAACUUGGCGCAGAUGCAAGUCUCGUACAGUAAGAAGCCAGAAGCAGUUCUCAAUCACACAGACGAGAAGGCCUACGAAUCUGACGUUCUAAUUGUAGACAACAAGAAACCAAAGGAACCGUCUUUCCUGAAAGUUUUGCUCAGAACCUUUGGGCCCUACUUUUUAAUUGGCUCCUUUUUUAAGCUCUUCCAGGACCUCCUCUCCUUCGUUAAUCCUCAGCUACUAAGUAUUCUGAUAACGUUUAUAAAGAACAAAGAUGCUCCUUCGUGGUGGGGAUUUUGUAUCGCCGUCCUGAUGUUCCUCACCUCCUUGGUCCAGACCUUAAUCCUCCACCAGCAUUUCCAGUACUGCUUUGUAACGGGCAUGAGGCUUAGAAGCGCCAUCACUGGUAUAAUAUACAGAAAGUCAUUGGUAAUCACAAACUCCGCAAAACGCUCUUCGACUGUCGGGGAAGUGGUGAACCUGAUGUCGGUCGAUGCGCAGCGCUUCCAAGAUCUGACAACGUUUCUCAACAUGCUGUGGUCUGCUCCGUUACAGAUAUGCCUCGCUCUCUACUUCCUCUGGCAGGCCCUGGGACCGUCCGUGCUAGCCGGCGUCGCUGUGAUGGUUUUAUUGAUUCCCAUCAAUGCCUUUAUAGCCAUGAAAACAAGAGCGUUCCAAGUUGAGCAAAUGCAGUAUAAAGACUCCCGUAUCAAACUGAUGAACGAAAUCCUGAACGGAAUUAAGGUUCUAAAACUCUACGCCUGGGAACCGUCGUUUGCGCAGAAAGUCCUUGAAAUACGAAACAAAGAGUUAAAUAUCCUGAAGAAGGCGGCCUAUCUCAACGCGCUGUCGACUUUCGCCUGGACGAGUGCCCCGUUUUUGGUUGCCCUGACCACGUUUGCAGUUUACGUAACAGUUGAUGAGAAAAACAUCCUCGAUGCAGAGAAAGCCUUUGUAUCCCUCUCUCUAUUUAACAUUCUGAGAUUCCCCCUGAAUAUGUUGCCUCAGGUCAUCAGCAAUUUGGCACAGGCAAGUGUUUCCAUUAAAAGAAUUCAGAAUUUCUUGGCGAACGAUGAACUAGACCUGAAUGCAGUGACUAAAGACAAAACGUUACCAGGUAAUGCUAUCACAGUACAUAAUGGGACGUUCAGCUGGGCUAAGAACGGUGGAGCAAUACUACAAAAUAUUAACUUGUUGGUCCCAAGUGGCUCCCUGGUGGCAGUUGUAGGCCAGGUUGGCUGUGGAAAAUCUUCUUUGGUGUCGGCCCUUCUUGGUGAAAUGGAAAAAGAAGAAGGGGAGGUGUCUGUGCGGGGUUCCGUGGCGUACGUUCCUCAACAAGCCUGGAUACAAAACUGCACCCUAAAAGACAAUAUUCUGUUUGGCAGAGCUGCGAAUGAAAAGAACUACAAGAAGGUUUUGGAAGCCUGUGCGUUAGUGACGGAUCUGGAAGUCCUACCUGGUGGGGACCAGACUGAGAUUGGAGAGAAGGGGAUUAAUCUGUCAGGAGGGCAGAAGCAGCGAGUGAGCCUUGCCCGGGCUGUGUUUAGCAAUGCCGACGUGUAUCUCUUGGACGACCCUCUCUCCGCUGUGGACGCUCAUGUGGCAAAACACAUCUUUGACAACGUAAUAGGACCCGAUGGGUUGCUACGUGGAAAAACAAGAGUGUUAGUCACUCAUGGCAUUAGUUUCCUGCCCCAAGUCGACCAUAUUGUUGUAUUGGUGGAUGGAAGAGUCACAGAAAUGGGAUCUUAUCAAGAGCUUUUGAAGCAAAAUGGAGCCUUUUCUGAAUUCCUGCGUAAUUAUGCUUUUGAUGACGAAGUAGAAGAGGAAGAUAUAACAAUUCCAGAUGAAGAAGAAGUUUUAUUGGCCGAGGAAACAUUAAGCACUCACACCGAUCUGGCAGAUAAUGAGCCCGUUGCCAAUGAAGCCCGCAAGAAGUUCAUCAGGCAGAUAAGCAUACUAUCUGAUGGAGAACCUUCCCAUGCAAUGUCAACGAGGAGAAGGUUUACUGAAAAGAAGCCAUCAGAGAACCUAGUGGCCAAACAACCACCAACAGAGAAGCUUAUUCAGACGGAAACUACAGAGACAGGAAGGGUAAAAAUGACGGUGUUCUGGCAGUAUAUGAAGGCGGUUGGGUUGGCAAUCUCUGUCUUUAUAUGUUUCCUGUACUCCUGUCAAAAUGCAGCGGCCAUAGGUGCAAAUGUGUGGCUUAGUGACUGGACCAAUGAACCAGUAAUAAAUCAAACCCAGCAGAACACACAAAUGCGAGUGGGAGUGUACGCCGCUCUGGGCAUCCUACAGGGUCUACUGGUCAUGACAUCUUCUUUCUCUCUGGCCAUUGCUGGAAUAGGAGCAGCACGGAAACUCCAUUCUGCCCUCCUCGACAACAAAAUGCACACGCCCCAGUCUUUCUAUGACACAACGCCUAUCGGGCGCAUCAUCAACCGCUUUUCCAAAGAUAUCUAUGUGAUUGAUGAAGUGAUACCCGGAACAAUCUUAAUGUUCCUGGCAACAUUUUUCACAUCGCUGUCCACAAUGAUUGUAAUUGUAGCGAGCACACCCCUCUUUGCAGUGGUGAUCAUCCCUCUCGCCAUUGCAUAUAUAUUUGUGCAGAGGUUUUACGUUGCAACAUCCCGCCAGUUGAAGCGCCUCGAGUCCGUCAGCCGAUCCCCUAUAUAUUCUCAUUUCUCCGAGACCAUCACGGGAGCCAGCAUUAUCCGGGCCUACGGGAGGCAAAACAGCUUCAUUGUGCUAAGUGAUAACAAAGUUGACGAGAACCAAAAAAGUUAUUACCCGGGCAUCGUAUCAAACAGGUGGCUGGGUGUUAGAGUGGAGUUUGUUGGCAACUGCGUGGUCCUGUUUGCUGCUCUGUUUGCAGUCCUUGGCAGGGAGCACCUAAGCCCUGGGCUGGUAGGGCUGUCAGUGUCCUAUGCAUUACAGGUAACAAUGUCCCUAAACUGGAUGGUGAGGAUGACUUCAGAUCUGGAGACCAACAUCGUAGCUGUGGAGAGAGUAAAGGAAUAUGCAGAGAAUGAGACAGAGGCGCCCUGGCACAUAGAAGAUACGAAACCACCAGAGGACUGGCCUAGCAAAGGGGAAGUUGAACUGUCAAACUAUUCGGUCCGGUACAGAGCUGGUUUGGAUCUGGUGCUGAAGAACCUAAAUCUUAAAGUAAACGGAGGAGAAAAGGUGGGAAUUGUUGGCAGAACCGGAGCGGGGAAAUCUUCAAUGACACUUUGCUUGUUCCGGAUUUUGGAACCUGCAGAAGGAAUCGUUAAAAUAGACAACGUGAAUAUAUCGGAGAUUGGUCUCCAGGAUCUCCGGUCCAGGCUUACUAUAAUUCCUCAGGACCCUGUACUCUUUUCUGGAACUUUAAGAAUGAACCUUGAUCCAUUUAACAAGUACAGCGAUGAUGAGAUCUGGAAGGCGCUGGAGCUAUCGAACCUGAAGAAAUUUGUUGCUGGCCAACCUUCCCAGCUGGAGUAUGAAUGCUCUGAAGGUGGAGAAAAUCUGAGUGUCGGACAGAGACAACUCGUGUGUUUGGCAAGGGCCCUUCUGCGCAAAACCAGAAUUCUCAUCCUAGAUGAGGCCACGGCCGCUAUCGACUUGGAAACGGACGAUCUCAUACAAAUGACCAUUAGGACUCAGUUUGAAGACUGCACGGUGCUAACUAUCGCCCAUCGCCUCAACACCAUCAUGGAUUAUACCAGGGUUCUUGUUCUAGACAAAGGGAGAAUCGCGGAAUUCGAUACUCCGACCAAUCUCAUAGCACUGAAGGGAAUUUUCUACGGAAUGGCAAAGGAUGCCGGGUUAGCCUAAUUUUAUCACACGUAUCACCGAAAUCAUUUCAAGGGAAUUUUUUUCUAUACAUCUGUACUGUACAUACUGUUUGGAAAAACAAAACUGUAUAUUUUUACAUUUUUUUGUUAUGAUUGUUAUAAUGAUAGAGGGCUAAACUAUUUUGUACAUAAGAUUUUGUGUUCGGAACGGAAACUCUCCAUUGGAAGAUAAAAGAGAAGAAGUUUUUAUUGCUGCCUCUAAACAUGGGAUGUUUAUUUACCAGAAAAGAAAAAAGUCCUGCAAAAAUAAAUUAUAUCCAGUUUUCUUAUAUA